This is a messenger RNA of Callorhinchus milii (elephant shark), 2243 nucleotides long. It is a transcript of the gene hus1, whose product is annotated as HUS1 checkpoint clamp component. Gene Ontology annotation, biological process: meiotic DNA integrity checkpoint signaling; telomere maintenance; double-strand break repair via homologous recombination. The transcript is spliced from 8 exons. The record is from RefSeq and is a predicted model, not a curated record. Lineage: Eukaryota; Metazoa; Chordata; Chondrichthyes; Chimaeriformes; Callorhinchidae. Bases 49 to 903 code for a protein of 284 amino acids. Gene Ontology annotation, cellular component: site of double-strand break; checkpoint clamp complex; nucleolus.
GUGACGCGCGGCGCGGGGCCUGGACCGCGCUGCUCGCUCGGCGGCGCCAUGAAGUUCAGAGCCAAACUGGUGGACGUGGCGUGUCUGAACCACCUGAGCCGUGUUGUGAACACCAUCUCCAAGCUGGCAAAAUCCUGUAUUUUACGGCUGACUGCUGACAAGCUUUACUUUAUUCUUUCUGACAAAGUGGCCAGUGGGGGAGUAGCCAUGUGGUGUCAGUUAUUUCAGGGUAAUUUUUUUGACGAGUUUCAGAUUGAAGGAGUGUCGACAGAUUACAAUGAAAUUUAUUUGGAACUAGUACCGGAGAACCUCUCGAGGUCCUUAAAAACAGCCCACAAUGCCAAAGCCGUGAAAAUCAAGCUGACAAUGAAGCACUGCCCGUGUCUCACAGUCGCUGUGGAACUGCCAUCUCUCUCCAGCCACAGUCGCAUAGUUACACAUGACAUCCCAGUUGUCAUCAUCCCUAGAAAACUUUGGAAUGAUUUUGCAGAACCCAAUGUUCCAGAUUUUGAUGUCAGUAUAUAUUUACCAGUACUCAAGACCAUGAAGAGUGUGGUGGAAAGAAUGAAGAAUCUUGCUGGCCAAGUGGUAAUUGAAGCCAAUCAGAAUGGAAAAAUGAAUUUGAAAAUCAACACUGACUUAGUGACUGUUACAACACAUUUCAAAGACCUCGGAAAUCCUCCUUGGGUUGAAGAAGAAGCACCAGUCGGCUUUUCCCAGAUGAGGGAUCCAGAGAACAUGGCUGAAGCCACGGUGGACAUAAAAAGACUUAUGCAGUUUCUUGCUGGACAGCAGGUGAACCCUAGCAAGGCAAUAUGCAACAUCGUGAGUAAAAAGCUUGUGCACUUUGUUCUACUCCAUGAGGAUGUCUCUCUACAAUACUUCAUACCGGCAAUUGCUUGAAAACAGUUCCAUUUGCCAAUCUGGUAGAUACCGUCAGAAGUAUCAUCUCUUCUCAGCUCUCCUAGCAACAGUCUACUACAAAAUGUGUACAAAUGUCUACCCAUUUGAACUUGUCAUUGUAGCAAUUUCAGAUUUACAGAUCUUUGAAAAGGUGUUGGAUUCACAUUAUGGGUUAAAUUCCAGACUUAAGAACACAUUGGUCUGAUCUGUGUGUACUUGUGAAAUUGUUUCUUAAAUACUUAUUUGACAUUACCUGAAAGGCUGUUAUGGGUCAUUUGCAUCAGAAAUGUUCUGUGUCCUAAAAGUUGCACUUUCAGGAUAUACAUCAGAUUCAAGUUCAUAGAAAGCACUUUUGUUCAAAGCCAUCUCAUUAAUAUAUUUUUUGCAUGGUAAGAAAGUUUCAACUGCAGCAACCUUAGUGUUCAAAACAAAAUCACUUCUGAUCCAACAAAUUAUUACAAUGGGAUUGAUUUUAUGGCUUUUCUUAGUUAAGAAAUCCAGAAGUUUUGACACCAAUUUGUGAUUGUCUGAUUGUGUGAACACCACUCCAAUUCAAUCUGUUUAUGUUGUGGAAUUCUAAUAAUAAUAAUCCUUGCAUUUGUAUAGCUCCUUAUCACGUCUUUGAGACGUCUUAAAGCGCUACACAGAAUAUACUAAAUUCCCUUGAGUUGGAGUGACAUGUGACUUCCAGUUAUCAAUUAAGGAAUAGAUUUAAAUGGCAAAAUUAUCACCAUUAUCUCUUUAAAAUGUUCUCCUAAGUGUGGAUAGCAUUUCACACAUCCAGUUUUAUUGUUUUUGUGUUCAUAUUUAUUGCAAGAUGCACAUAUGUCUGAGAAGAUGGUGCAAACAUGGGUUGAGGUAUGAACUGUCCAGAUGAUAUUUGUUUAUAUGAUGCCAGUUAUGUAGCUUUUGUGAUACCGAACCAUUCUUACAGAAACUAUUCCAGCAGUAUUUUUAAACUUUGUGGUCGAGUUAUGUAUGAGUUAUGUAUUUUGUAACUGAAAUUGAUUUAUUGUGUUUGAAAAAUGCAAUUUCCAUCCCUGUCCAUUCCAUUGUCUAUAAAGAUGCCCAUUUGCUUUGCAGGUUUGUAUUUUAAAUCUGCGUUGAGCCUGUUUCAGUAUUUGAGAAUGAAGUUCAGGCAAUUUCUACACAAUUCUAUUUUAAGGAUGUGAAAUUGAGGGCCUCUUCCAAUUUAUUUAAUAUAUAUUACUUCUAUUACCACCAGCUUGUUCAUUUAUUUGCCAUUGGUUCAGAGUUUUAACAGGAAGUUGAAAUGUAUGAAAAUGUUUUGUGGCCUUAUUAAAUCUAGUUUAUUCAAUAAAGAAUAUUGUUCCUUUGCA